Stegodyphus dumicola is the source of this 1094-nucleotide messenger RNA. RefSeq names its product protein Obscurin-like. The record is from RefSeq and is a predicted model, not a curated record. Gene Ontology annotation, biological process: protein phosphorylation. NCBI's taxonomy places the organism in Eukaryota, Metazoa, Arthropoda, Arachnida, Araneae, Eresidae. Gene Ontology annotation, molecular function: guanyl-nucleotide exchange factor activity; protein kinase activity; ATP binding.
UAUAUUUACAGAGGACGCUUUUCACUGGUCAUAAAGGUUUGGCACAAGAAGGUGAAUUCCGCAUUUGUAGCUAAAGCUCUGACUUUAUCAGAUGCCGCUCACCAGGAAUUCGACAUCUACAAAUCGCUUCAACACGAGAAGAUCGCCAAUCUUCACUCUGCCAGUGUCGGCAAGAAUAACAUCUUUUUCGUCAUGGAAAAGCUCUCUGGAAUUGAUGUCCUCACCUAUUUGUCCUCAAAACAACUUUACACAGAAGAUCUCGUUUCCAGAAUAAUUCACCAAGUAAUCGACGGUUUGGAAUAUUUGCACUUCAGAGGUAUUUGCUAUUUUGAAUUGCAACCAGACAAUGUCGUUAUGGAAGACAGACAUCUUCCGAACGUCAAACUUGUAGAUUUCGGCAGUGCUCAGUAUAUGCCAGAAGAGGGCGCUAAAGUCCAAGUUAGAGGCUCCUUCGAAUACUUGGCUCCCGAAAUCCUUAAGGGUGAGGAGGUUCAUACACCGGCCGAUAUUUGGGGCGUUGGUGUUUUGACGUAUAUCCUAUUGAGCGGUGUUUCGCCAUUUGCUGGAGAAUCUGAGAAAGAAACAAAGGACAAUGUCCUUUACGUCCGCUACCACUUUGAUCACCUCUACAAGGAAGUCACGCAAGAAGCCACAAAUUUCCUGAUGCAACUUUUCAAGAGGACACCGCAGAAAAGGCCUACUUGCGAGGAGUGUCUAGAGAAUAAAUGGCUGUUACCGAAUGAGUUCAUGAUCAAAAAGCGGGAGCAUGCUGUGUUCCUUCCUCAUCAUCUGAGAGAAUUUUCCGAGCGGUUCCAUUCCUUGAAGGCGAAAUCCACGCCCGCGCAACUGUUGAACAUUUUUGGAAAGUCCGACUCCAGGUAACAGUCAUCUUUAAAGACCGAUUUGGUGCUUUGGAUGUGAACUUUCUAAACUAAUUGAACUUUUUCUUAUAUUUAUGGGUCAUUCGACUCAUCUUCGAUUUAAAGAAGAAAUCAAAACUGCUGUUAAUGAGCUGUCACUGAUAAGGAAUGAUGUUUUGUGCAUGUUAUGUGUUGUUAAGAAAUAAAUUAAAAUAAACUCUUGAUGUUCUUUUG